AUGGCUUGGCUCAGCAGUGGAGAAAGCAAUGAAGAGCUGAUUUCCAAUAUGAGGAGUGGAAAGUUGAUUGAAAGUGACGUCGUCGCAGACGCAAGUCUAGCCCUUCUAUGCCGAGUUGACAGUAACCAAACACCAGACGCUCAUAUCCUGGAUGUGGGAAGUGGCUCUGGUUAUACAGCUGCCGUAUUCCACCACUUGAUCAAGAUUAACUCGGUAGCUAGAGAAGAUACUGGAUAUCAGUCUCCUUCUACAGUCCCAUCUGGCGGUGUAGUGGGAAUAGACCACAUUCCGGCAUUAGUAGAGUGGUCCAUAGAAAAUCUCAAAAAGGACGGGCUUGGUGAUGCCAUCUCCAAGGGCGAAAUCGUCAUGAUUGCAGGAGAUGGAAGAAAGGGAUGGAAGAAGUACGCGCCCUACGAUGUCAUUCACGUCGGUGCUGCCGCCCCUCAAAUCCCUCAAGAGUUAGUAGAUCAACUCAAGUCGCCUGGGAGAAUGUUCAUCCCUGUCGGACCGGAUGGGGGAGAUCAAGACGUAUGGACGGUGGAUAAAGACGAAUCCGGCAAUCUGAAGAAGACGAGACUGUUUGGAGUUCGGAGUGCGGUGUCCUCUCAAACGUGCUCUGGCAAUGCCCGCCGACAAUCUAUCGAUAGCAGAGCACUCGAGAGAUACAUUCCGAGCUGA
Molecule: messenger RNA, 678 nt
Organism: Acaulospora colombiana
Lineage: Eukaryota; Fungi; Glomeromycota; Glomeromycetes; Diversisporales; Acaulosporaceae
Source: the annotation of a GenBank genome assembly